AUGCUAUCGACUACUGAAAUUGCAGCGGUUGUUGGGAUCGCUGGUGUUUCAAUCUUCCUUUUAAGAUGCUAUUUGAGAGGUGGUUCAUGUCGUAGUCAAGCUCGACUGGAUCAUAAAACAGUUAUUAUUACUGGUGGUAAUACUGGCAUCGGUAAAGAAACGGCUAUCGAUUUAGCUAAACGAGGUGCUCGAAUUAUUUUAGCUUGUCGUAGUGAAAAUAAAGCCAUGGAUGCUAUUAGAGAUAUUAUUAAGUUAAGUGGAAAUAGUAAUGUUGUCUUUCGAAAACUCGAUCUUGCAUCGUUCCAAUCUGUACGUGAUUUUGCCAAGCAUUUUAACGAGAAUGAAGCUCGUCUAGACAUUUUAAUUAAUAACGCUGGCGUGAUGAUGUGCCCGUACACGCAAACUGCAGAUGGAUUUGAAAUGCAAUUUGGGACCAAUCAUUUAGGCCACUUUUUAUUAACGAAUUUAUUAUUAGAUAAAUUGAAAGCCUGUACACCAAGCAGAAUUGUCGUUGUCAGUUCCAAAGCUCAUCGACGUGGCAAAAUGAAUUUCCAUGAUUUAAAUAAUCCCCAAAAUUACGACCCUUACACUGCAUAUUUUCAAAGUAAACUGGCCAAUGUUUUAUUUGUUCGUCAGUUGUCUCAUAGAUUACAAGGCACUGGUGUUACUGCCAAUUCGUUACAUCCAGGCGUAGUUCAUACCGAUCUUCUUCGCCAUUUCUCUAUCUAUCAAGUCGGCCUCUUCAAUUUUUUAUUAGCACCCUUAUUUUGGCUUGUACUGAAAACAUCCAAACAAGGAGCUCAAACCACCAUCUAUUGUGCAGUCGAUGAGUCAUUAAAUGGAGUAACUGGUGAAUACUUUGCUGACUGCCGUCAGAAAGACUGUGCACCGCAAGCUUGUGAUGAUGGCGUGGCUAAAAAAUUGUGGGAAGUAAGCGAAGAAUGGACUGGAUUCUCGAGUCGGGAUUCGUAA
Trichoplax adhaerens is the source of this 972-nucleotide messenger RNA. RefSeq lists its product as uncharacterized. The record is from RefSeq and is a predicted model, not a curated record. NCBI's taxonomy places the organism in Eukaryota, Metazoa, Placozoa, Uniplacotomia, Trichoplacea, Trichoplacidae. Bases 1 to 972 code for a protein of 323 amino acids. The transcript has a single exon.